AUGCAAGAACCCGCCGCCAGUGGCUUGGUCGACCAUGGAGAGCAUUCAGAGCCGCUUGUGGACACCGAGGGACAUCUUGAUGAUGGACUUCUACUCCGGGACUUUGAAGAGCGCACCACCUUCUAUGAUGCCGUUGCGGAACUACAGACGACGCAAACGGAGGCCAAGCUGUUCUACCAGCGGUCGCGCAAUGGAAACUCUCCAUGGCCGCAGGCAACCCCAUUCGAAAGUCCGCUCAUUUUCGCAGGAUCUCGCCCGGCUACAGAGUACGGGGCUGAUUCAUUGGUUCUUGACCCAGAUGAUGCCGUAGAGGUCCCUUUCAAGCCCUUUGGAUCAACAAACCCCCUCACUCCAUCACAUCUUCACAAGCCCAGCCUUGAUACCAGCUACAUCCUCAAAGACGCAAAGGCCGCCAAUGACCCCACUGCUGGAUUGGCAGGGCAUGCACUCUUUGACACUGAGCCUCACAUAACGGCUGAGCUCGGUGCUAUCUCGAAGCAGAUUCAGCGAAUAGUUGAUACACGACGCAGGUAUAUUGCUAUUUCGUAUCAACGCCCAAACGACAACCCUAGAGAUGCCCCUGGAUGGGAAAUAUACCCCCCUCCUCCUGAACCCGCGUGGGUCCCAAGCCACGGCCAUGGCUCCAGUGAGACCGGUAAACAAGGCAUAGAGUCUUCGACAAACCCUCCUGAACGGAGGAGACCUAUCAGAAGAAGAAAGUCUGGCCACCGUAUCGGGGAUGAUUUCUGCCUAGACGACUUGCUUCCUUUGCCAGACACCAGUGACAUGACUUUCGAGCUCGACAGCGAAGGAGUCUAUCAGGUUUUCGACUCCCCGGCCACUAAGUCUCCCGCCAUACGUGUGCCUACGAUCCGGGAAUUCUACGUGGAUCUGGAGGAAAUAAUCAGAGUUUCAUCGGAUGGUCCGAGCAAAAGCUUUGCUUUUCGUCGACUCAAGUAUCUAGAGGGGAAAUUCGACCUCUAUGCUCUCCUCAAUGAAUAUCAGGAGACUGCCGAUAGCAAAAAAGUGCCGCAUCGAGAUUUCUACAACGUUAGAAAGGUGGAUACGCACGUCCAUCAUUCGGCUUGCAUGAACCAAAAGCAUCUAUUACGAUUCAUUAAGAGUAAAAUGAAGAAGUCUCCUAAUGAAGUUGUGCUCUUCCGGGAUGGCAAGUAUCUCACCUUGGCAGAGGUCUUUGCCAGCAUCAAUUUGACAGCUUAUGACUUGAGCAUCGACACUCUUGAUAUGCAUGCACACAUUGAUUCCUUUCACCGGUUCGAUAAAUUCAACCUCAAAUACAACCCUAUCGGCGAGUCGCGCCUGAGGACGAUUUUCCUCAAGACUGACAACUUCAUGCAUGGGCGCUACCUGGCCGACAUAACGAAGGAAGUGAUAUCCGACUUGGAGUCCAGUAAAUACCAGAUGGUCGAGUGGCGCAUCUCCGUCUACGGCAAGUCCAUUGAUGAAUGGGAUAAGCUUGCGGCCUGGGUUGUGGACAACAAGCUCUUUUCUCACAAUGUUCGGUGGCUGAUCCAGAUCCCUCGCCUCUACGACGUGUAUAAAGCAAGUGGUUUGAUGGAUACUUUCGAGCAAGUCGUGCGCAACAUCUUCCAACCGCUCUUCGAGGCCACAAUGGAUCCUUCGCGUCAUCCAAAGCUACAUGUAUUCCUCCAACGUGUCAUUGGCUUCGACAGCGUCGAUGACGAGAGCAAGAUCGAAAGACGGCUCUUUAGGAAAUUCCCCGUGCCCAGGGCUUGGGAUACGAAGCAGAAUCCUCCGUAUAGCUACUGGAUCUAUUUCUUGUAUGCCAACAUGACCUCGUUGAAUCACUUCCGGCGGAGUCGCGGCUUCAGCACCUUUGUUCUACGGCCUCAUUGUGGAGAAGCUGGCGAUAGCGAACACUUGGCUGUGGCAGCAUUGUGUUGUCAUAGCAUCAGCCAUGGCUUGCUGCUGCGGAAAGUUCCUUUGCUCCAGUACGUCUUCUAUCUCGAGCAAAUCGGAAUCGCCAUGUCGCCGCUGAGCAACAACGCGUUAUUCUUGGCCUAUGAACGGAAUCCUUUUCACCAGUAUUUCAAGCGUGGCCUGAACGUCUCCUUGUCCACGGAUGAUCCGCUGCAGUUUGCCUUUACCAAGGAGCCCCUGAUCGAGGAGUAUGCCGUGGCUGCGCAGAUAUAUAAGCUGAGCCCGGUAGAUAUGUGCGAGUUGGCGAAGAAUUCGGUGAAGCAGAGUGGCUAUGAGAAAUCUAUCAAGCAGCAGUGGCUGGGUCAAGAUUUCGACAAGCCUGGGAAAGACGGGAACAACAUGGCCAAGACCAACGUGCCGGAUCGCAGAGAGGAAUACCGGUACCACACGCUCCUCCAAGAGAGAGAUAUCUUGAAUCGAUAUUCCGCAUACGGUGCUGCCAAUGAGGCCGUCCCAAGCGCACCGAGAAGCGUCGAGGCAGCGGAGAGAAAAGAAAUCAAGAAGCCUUCUUCUCUAGCGGCUACGAUGCCUGAGCCCAAGGAUGUAGCGUCCGGGGGACAUGCAUCCUUCAUCGACUCUCAUGCAGCAGAGCCUCUUUUGCCUGCCAGCAGCACGGCAGGGGACCACAUUACCGGAAGCGACCCCAUGAUCUUCCCAGGCAUCCUUGCCCGGGAGCAUCGAAACAGCAGUUCGCGGAACUUGGCACUGGGCGGGUGA
Trichoderma citrinoviride is the source of this 2679-nucleotide messenger RNA. RefSeq names its product AMP deaminase. Gene Ontology annotation, cellular component: cytosol. Gene Ontology annotation, biological process: AMP metabolic process; IMP salvage. Bases 1 to 2679 code for a protein of 892 amino acids. Lineage: Eukaryota; Fungi; Ascomycota; Sordariomycetes; Hypocreales; Hypocreaceae. The transcript has 4 exons. Gene Ontology annotation, molecular function: AMP deaminase activity. The record is from RefSeq and is a predicted model, not a curated record.